GAAGGUUCUCCUGGGCUCUAGGUCAGGAAUUGGCUCUGGCAUGACCAAAAUUCACUCAACGGACAGCCCUGGAGCUGAUCGUGGGCACUGGAAGUGCCACCCCAUCGUUGAAGACAUUGCUGCAGCAGCGGAACUCCCCGCCACCGCAACAUGGCCUAGCUCUCAAGCCCUGCCAUUCCAGUCAGAAGCUCACAGCGACGGCAGGCCAAGGGCUGAGGUAAGUCAGUGGUUUCCCUUCCCUCAUUUUGGCCUGCUUUUCCACCUCGCCUCUGCUCCUGGCAGAGGCUGUUUGGGCUGAGGCAAGGGAGAUGCGCUAGGCUGUGGCCUGGGUGGGUGGUUACGCAGAAGAUGAGGGGGCACCCCACUUCCUCGGGGGGUGGCUUGAGUCCUGCCUUCCUCUGAAGCUGAGAAGGAUGUUGUGAUGUGAGCCUACAUUGCCAAUUUUGCACUGGAGGGGAGCGCUUUGGGGUCCGUUGUUGGGGUACCACCUUUUCCCAUAGUGGGGGGUUUGGCUGCUCAAGGUGGCCGCAGGUUGAGGUGCGAUUAAAGCUGGUCCAUUUUGACCUGAGCUCGGCGCCUUCCAUCAAUCAGCACCUCUGAAAACAUAAUCCUGGACUCUGGGAUCCAGCAGCCACAUGUGGUUUCCCCCUGCCAACCUGCGCCUGCCUGUGACUCACAAGAAGGUCCUGAAGCAGCCACCUUGCGGAGCCUGCAGGAUCAGGCCAAAGGGGGCCCGUCUAACCCAGCCUCCGCUUCUCAAGGUGGGUUUGGGGGGGCCGGCCCUGAUCCUGCCCCUCUGCCUGCCUGUAGCAGGGCCUGUUUGCUGCCUCUGCAUCCACUGAGGAUGGAAGCAAAUGUCCAGAAGGCCUCCUCUGCCCCCCACAGCCUCUCCUCCCAGCCCAUCCUUCAUCUCAGGCCCCCAUGGGACCCUGCCUGGAGCGGCCCCUCCUGCCCCCUCAAUCCCCCCCCUCCAGAGCUAUCAACACUUUCCUCUCCUCCCUUGAGAGCUAUUCAGAUGCUCUUUGAGAGAUGCCAAUAAACUCUUUGGUGUGAAAGUAAAAUUGCUGUCCCUUUCUCUCCCCCCCCCCCCCAAUCUUUAGUUGCCACUAAUGGGAUGGCUGCUCUUCUGAAUGCUGCUGUGGGUCCCCCCUCCCCCCUCAGAACUUUAAGGACUCUCAGAUAUAUAUUUUUUCUCUCUUUCCACCCCCACCCCAUUUUGGCCGCUGUGCAGCUCUUGUGCAGGGCUAGACAUUCCCGAAGGGGGGGUGGACAUGUGUCUUGGAGUUUCUCUUGGGGGCUCCUGAACGGGACACACAAAAGCAGCACCCUCUGCGGCUCAUGAAAGCAGCGGUUCACUCUGUGGGCAAAGGGGCCACCUCAGCUGGAUGCUGGACUUCGCCUGCGGAGAUCCAGGUUCGAAUUCCCCACCCCUUGGCUGCAAAGUUGGGGGUGCGGCCUGGGCCCAUGGCGCUUGCCAAGAACCAAAAGGCUUGCGGGCUGGAGUGGGGGGACGAGAAGGAAAGUGGAGUUUGUUCUGUGGAGGAAGUGGGGUGUGUGAGAAAUGCGAGGAUUUGGCCACAGCCCAUGGCGUCACACCUGGGGGGUGUAGUGGUGGGGGGCUGGUGUGCCUGCCAUGGCUCCCUCCCCAGAGCAGUCAAGGGAGCUGGAGGAAAAGAACCCAACUGAGCCCGAAAAGAGAGGUACAGCUAUCUAGUCCUGAGGCUUUGAGACUGGAGAGGCAGUGUGGUGUCGUGGUUAAGAGCGGUGGACUCGUAAUCUGGGGAACCGGGUUUGCGUCUCCGCUCCUCCCCAUGCAGCUGCUGGGUGACCUUGGGCCAGUCACACUUCUCUGAAGUCUCUCAGCCCCACUCACCUCACAGAGUGUUUGUUGUGGGGGAGGAAGGGAAAGGAGAAUGCUAGCCACUUUGAGACUCCUGAAGGGGGGUGAAAGGCGGGAUAUCAAAUCCAAACUCUUCUUCUUCUUCUUUCCGGGGGGUGGGGCUGUGGGAUUCUGCCUGGUGGGUUUUUCCUCCUGUCCCCUUGCACUGAGGAAGGGGCAGUGAGGGUGGCAAAGCAGACUUGACUUUCUUCCUCUUGGUCCUAAGGCUUAAGCCCAAAACAUCUGAGAAGCUUCUGGACAGUCAAGCCUGCUGAACUUUAUUGUAUCAAGAAGUGGGUGCUGAGCCCGGCUGCAUUUUGCUCUGCCUUAUUUCUCUCUCUCUCCCACUGCCCCCAGCCCGGAAGCAGAAGCUAAAUCAGGGUUUGCCAAACUUAGGCCCCCAGCUGCUUUUGGACUACAGUCCCCAUCAGCCCUGCUAGCCAGGGAUGAUGGGAGUUGUAGUCUAACAACAGCUGGAGACCUAGGUUUGAGCUAAAUGAAAGGCAUGUAGUUAAAGAGCGCAGGGAUCCUGGGCGCAUUUACUUGUGAGUAAGUUCCCCCCAGUGUGCUCUGGGCAGAACUUGGUUGCAUAUAACCCGCUGGUUUCCAUAGGCUUAAAAGGUAAAGGUAAAGGGACCCCUGACCAUUAGGUCCAGUCGUGGCCGACUCUGGAGUUGCGGCGCUCAUCUCGCCUUACUGGCCGAGGGAGCCUGCGUACAGCUUCCGGAUCAUGUGGCCAGCAUGGCUAAGCCGCUUCUGGCGAACCAGAGCAGCGCACAGAAACGCCGUUUACCUUCCUGCCAGAGUGGUACCUAUUUAUCUACUUUGACGUGCUUUCGAGGGACCGAGCAACGGGAGCUCACCCCGUCGCGGGGAUUCAAACCGCCGACCUUCUGAUCAGCAAGUCCUAGGCUCUGUGGUUUAACCCACAGCGCCACCUGCAUCCUUAGGCUUACUUACAAGUAAACAUGCCUCGAAUCGGAGUCAGUUUCUAUUUAGAGGAAGAGCAUGGCCUGGACAGCAAUGAAAGGAGGCGCUGCAGCUGCCUGUGGAGCCCUUUGAAAGAGCACUUGCCUUUGCAUUUUCCUCUCCGGGGGAUGUCAAGUGGCUGUGAAGCAUUUCGCAUCUUCCUUCCAUGCUGCUAACUAACCAGGAAGGAGUGGGGGGUUGAGGUGGAGAAAAAUAAGUCUUCCUCUUGUUUUGCAAGAAUAGGAGGCCUUUUGAGCAGCCCACCCCCACCCCUCCAGAUUCUGGAUAGGACCCCCACACACACACCUCCAUCCUCCUCCUUCCUUGCCUCCCAGUUGUUAUUUAUUUAUUCGAUUUAUAUUCUGCCCUUUAUCCAAAGAUCCCAGGGCAGUGUACCACAAUAAGAACACAUUUUACAGAGCAUCAGUAAUCGAAACCUGAUAAAAAGCAUAACAGGCAGCAUAAUACCAAAUCAAUCAUAAUAACAGAUUUGUCUUCUGCAAGACCCAGAACAAACAGGGGAGUGGGGGGCUGGAUUUUGCCUUGGAGCAGCAUAUUUGGGCUGCGGGUACUUUGCCCUCUUAAAAACGCAGCUAUUUGUUCUUUCUCUCCAUUUCGAUCAAAACCAGUAUGGCAGUGGCCAGGUGGGGUGAAAAGGCAGCAUUCCCAAGGAUAGUGCCGGGCUGUGGUUGUGGCACCUACUGGGUGCAGAGUAAAGGAGCUAUUGGGACGGGUCCACAGUGAUGUGCAGCCAGUGAGCCAGUGCGCCUGGCAGUUAACCAGAAGGUUGCUGUUUGGAGCCCAACCAUGGAUGGUUGCACCGGGCAAGAGACCUGCGUUGCCAGGGGUUGGAUCCUACCAUUCUAUGAACUGGUACUUGGAAAUGCAGCCAGUUCUGGGGAAGAGCUCGGCUCAGCAAUGGCAACAACAACAUCCCGAGAUGCUUGCGCUUUGGAAAACAGAAGUGGAUGAGGACGCAUGAGGAGAAGGGAGGGGAACUUGUGAUCUCGCUUGGCCGCUGGGCUUCAGUGAGACGGGAAGCGCUGGGCCAGCCAGCCACUCUCAGGGUGAAGCUCUGCUUUAGUUGGGGGCAGUCAGUGCGCCAAGAGGGAACCCAUUUGCCUCUGGGUAAUGAACCCUGGCCGGGACGUGGGUGGCACUGUGGGUUAAACCACAGAGCCUAGGACUUGCCGCUCAGAAGGACGGCGGUUCGAAUCCCCGUGACGGGGUGAGCUCCCGUUGCUCGGUCCCUGCUCCUGCCAACCUAGCAGUUCGAAAGCACGUCAAAGUGCAAGUAAAUAAAUAGGUACCGCUCUGGCGGGAAGGUAAACGGCAUUUCCAUGCGCUGCUCUGGUUCGCCAGAAUCGGCUUAGUCCUGCUGGCCACAUGACCUGGAAGCUGUACGCCAAUAAAGCGAGAUGAGCGCCGCAACCCCAGAGUCGGCCACAACUGUACCUAAUAGUCAGGGGUCCCUUUACCUUUACCUUAAUGAACCCUGGCCCUGGUGUAAGGAUGAGGGGUCCCUUGGUGUUCCUGGCCCCCUGGCCCCUCCUGCCGCUUGGCUGGUCUGAGUGGGCAUUAGCCGUCCAGGGAGGGGUCUUUCCUUCUCCUGGUGGGGUUUCCUGUAUCUCAAAGCCAUGUUAAUUCACUAGGCUUCUCCUCUCUCCUCUCUCCAGCCAUUGCAGGGCAGCAGCAGAUAUUUCCUCUCUUUGUUCCUGCUGGACAUCAAAGGUUGGGGGGGGGGAGAGAGACUGGGCUGGCUCCUCCCCACUUGUUAAACCUUCAUAAGCCAGGAACUCACCUUGGCUCCAAGCUGAGUCUUUCCUCCUUUGUGUGUUUGGGUCUAGACUCCUGCAACUAUCCUCACACAUCUCUCUGGCUCCUUCCAGCACCUGGGAAGAUGCAAGCUGGACCAGGUAGGUGCUGAGCCUUCCUGGAUUUCUUAAGCCCCAGAGGGGAGAGGAGGGAAGCUGUGUCCGCCUGGCUUGCUAGGUUAGUUGUGGUGACUUUCUGGACAGUAGGAACAGACCAAAGCCCCACCAGUCAGGCUGCGCUCUUGUAUUGAUUGCCUCUCCUGGAUUGGGACCUGAGUGUGUUUUAUCUCACGAAGUGUGGGCAGCCUGCUGUCUCCAUGCCACUCUCCCCACACAAACCGUGGGGCAGGACUGCAUUGAGGAAAACCUGAUUUUAAGGAAAUAUCAACCAUCUGACUUUCUGAAGACAUCCAAAGGGAAGUUGUUAAUGUUUGAUGUUGUGUUCUGUUUUAAUUUGUUGGAAGCUGAGUGGCUGAGGAAACCCAGUCAGAUGGGCUGUAUGUAUGUAUGUACGUAUGUAUGUAUGUAUGUAUGUAUUAUACCCCACCCCAGUCUAAACAACUCUUCUUCUGCACCCCCAUCCAACAAGCGGGCUUCAUUCUGCCUCUUUGUGGGUCUCCCAGGUGGUCAGAAAGGCCUCCUGAACUUUUAUUUCUGUUCUGGAGCUCAGAUGCGCUUGCUCCAAACCGCACUUGCUUAGCAGAGGGUCAGAAACUUCUCCUGGCACCUUCAGUGGUAACCAAAUCUGUUCCAACAGCAGGCUGUCACUGGUGAAAUGCUUCAUGGUGUAACUCCGUGACUAUGCUGAAGGCAAGUUUUUAGUGCGUGGUGUUGUGUUGUGUUUUUAUUAUUUUUUGUUUUUAUCAUGCUCCAUAGCAAAUGCUCUGCCAAUGUAAGGAGACAUAUGCUAGGGGUGAAGGACAUUGUCCCCAGUGACCCCAAAUGGUCCCCCAGUUGCCAGGCUGCCUUGCCAUUUGGGCUGAAGGCUUUGCUUGUUUGGGGGGAAUCUGUUGGUUGGGGGCUGUUUGCUUCUUUGUGGCUCAACCUGGGGAAAGUGUGUGUGUGCUUUGCUUGUCUAUCAGGGGCCGGCAGAUGCCUCUUAAUGGGGGGUUGGGAGGGAGGCAGAAGCAGGGACUUAUAGGAGGUUCAGCUGAAAACUUUGGGGAUUUUCCUCCCAUUUUUUAAUCUAUUUUUUAAUCAACAACUAAUAUAUCCGCCAAAGGCACUCUUUUUGUGAUUUAUUCCACAAUUCUUUCAUUUUACACCACAUCGAGCUACAGUCUAGCCACAAAUUGAAGAGAGAUUGGCAUAUGUGCCAAACAAAUAAGACACACACACAUCCUACACCCCUUGAAAGCGUUUUCGUUGCGACGAUUUGAUGAAAUCGGUUGCUCCUCUAGAUCGAGAAAGUGUUUCAGAACUUGCGGCUUCUUGAUCAAUGGGCAGUGCUUCAUGCCAGCCCAAAUAACGUUCUGUCAAACUCUGAAACUUGCUUCCUGCCAGGCGCAAUUGCCCCCAUCUUUUGCAAAAAGAACCGGUGCCACCACUCAGCAUGGUUGAGCAAAUGCCACAGCGCCAGCCUCUUAAAUGUCCCAGGUAUUUGAAGAGAAGCAGCCCCGUUAUCUUAAUUCCUUGCAGAAUGUGCUGCAGUUGCCUUGCACAGAAGUCUCUCUUUUUGGAGCCCUGGGCUCUGCCUCACAAUUCCCCUCUCUGCCACUGCUUUUGCUGUACCACCAGAACUUAUCCUGUACCUGCCCUGCCAGCUUGCUUGCAGGGAACCCGCCCCCCCUCUUGCCCAUGGCCCAGAGCCAUCCGUUCUGUGAAACCCACCUCCCUUCCUCUCUUUAAGGAGAAGCAGUUUGCGAUCAGUGGGGGACAAACAUCCUCCUUUGCUCAAAAGUUUUCGUGGCUCCUUUCAAGUCCCUGCUGGAGGAGAUGGAGCCUAGUCUGGCAAGGAGAUGUUAACGGUCCACAGCAAAGUGGGUGUCACUUCUGCAGGAGUCCAUUAAUGCUUAAUCAAAGCAGGAAAUUGAUGGGGAACUGCAGGGUUUGUUUUGCCCUUUGGGGCUGCCUGCGAAUUGGAAGCUGGUUUUGCUGUUUGUCCUUAAGAGGUUCACCGAGACAAACUAAGCACUUCUGCACCCUCUCUCUGGUUGACAGGGAAGUUAACUAAGCAAAGAAUCCUGAUUCUUAAAAUGUUGUUGUUGUUGUCGAUCUUAAAAUGUUUUCCCCUACUUAGUUCAGCUGGUGGCUUCAGGAUUGCUAUCUAUCUCAAAUCCCCACCCCCAUAUCUUUCUUAAAUUGUUUUGGUUUUUUAAAAAAUCAUUUUAAUGUAAUUAUUUUAUAUUUCCCACUUUUUUUGUAAUAUUUUCCAUUGGUUUUAAUUCUACAUUUAAUACUGUACUUAAUGCAUUAUACUUUAUGUGCUGUUUCCUCCCUCCCUUCUCUACUGGUUCUUGACCGAUAUAUAGAUAGAUAGAUAGAUAGAUAGAUAGAUAGAUAGAUAGAUAUGGUUUUGUUCUUGGACUCCAGCUCCCAUCAGCCCCCUAGAAAGCAGAGCCAAUUGUAAAUUAUGAUGGGAGUUGAAGUUUUUUAUCUAUCCCCCAUGCUCCCAAACAACAAAAAACCCCACCCUUUUUCAAAAGACGGUUUGGGGACAGGUGGUUUACUAUUCCCCCACCACAGCCACCCUCUAAUUUCUCCUUUGAACAGCUUGGAUAGCUCAAUGGGUUAGAUUGUGUUGCUGGAUAACACCAAGGUUGUAGGUUCGAUCCUGAAAUGGACAGCUGCAUAUUCCUGCAUUGAAAUGGGUUGGACUACGAGAUGAUCCUCAGGGUCCCUUCCAACUCUAUGAUUAUAUGAAAACCCUAAAGAAAUGUGUUUGGUGUUCUUGCUGGCAAUGCCCAUGGCUCUCUCUGGGUACCAGCCACAGCGGAGUUUAGCAGCUUAAGCAAAAAAUAUCCACUAAGCAUUAAAAGUUGGAAGGGCAGCAGAGUCAACCUUCAGGGGGCAGGCAGAGCUUGGGGGAAGACUUCCUUCCGCUGGAAGGCACAGCAUUUGGGGGUGCUGGGGGGGGUUCCCCUAUGCUGGAUAAUGUUGGAAGCUUUUCUCAAAGUCUAGGGUGAUUCCAGCCGGCUUUGCUUCUUUUAACAAAAGCAACCAGCACCCUAAACUCUUUAACACAUUUAUGGUGGCCGACAUUUUCACGGACUGGUCCAUGACAGCUGAAGCCAUCCAAAAUUUCUUCGUGGUCCCCCCCCUCCCCAAAGUGCCGGUUCUGUCUUUUCUCUCCAUCCAAGAUGCCAAACCUCUUCCCAAAUCUUUGGAGGCCUCGUCUCCUCACAGCUCCAUUGCGGUCACCCUCGAGGAUGUGGACCUGUGGAUGAAGUUCCAUCAAGUAGGAACAGAGAUGAUCAUCACCAAAUCUGGACGGUGAGCUGAACCCUGUUCUGUGCCCUUUUGAAUCUCUGUUUCUUCGGGGCUUAGAAAGUCGCCCUUGCCAAGGGGACGGGGCAGCACCUCCUCAGGUGAUCACACCCUCACAGCUUUGCUUCAGGCAACCCCCACUUUCCCAACCUCCAGAUGUUCAGGGGCUACAGCUCUCUCCAGCCUCAGGAUCAUACAGCUGGAGCUGAUAGGAAUUGGCCAAAACAUCUGGAGGGCACCAGGCUAUGGAAGGCAGACUUCAAAGUGCAUUGUCCUUCCCUGGUUUCCUAGAAGUUUCUUCAUAUUGUCAUUUCCUUAUGAAUUUGGAUGAAAGUAGUAGCGCUGUGGGUUAAACCACAGAGCCUAGGGCUUGCCGAUCAGAAGAUCGCGGUUCGAAUCCCCGCGACGGGGUGAGCUCCCGUUGCUCGGUCCCAGCUCCUGCUGACAUCCAACGCCCUUUAAAAAUGUGUUGGGGAGCGGGGGGAGGGAAUUAUUGGGUUGUUUUUGUUUUUAUUAUGUCUUUCAUAUAUUUAAUAUGGUGGUUUUGUCUUGUCAACCGCCCUGAGACCUGCAGGUACAGGGCGGAAUACGAAUGUAAUUAUCAAUCGAUCAAUCAAAACAGCUUCUUCCGUUCCUGAUUUCAGAAUCCCAGCCUCCAUUUCAGUUCAUUCUUUUCAAAAUUAUUUUGGCAAGAUGAUGAUGAUGAUAAUGAUGAUAAUAAUAAUAGUAAUGAUAAUUUAUUAUUUGUACCCCGCCCAUCUGGCUGGGUUUCCCCUGCCACCCUGGGUGGCUUCCAACAAAGACCAAAAAUACACUAAAAUGUCACACAUUAAAAAUUUCCCUGAACAGGGCUGCCUUCAGAUGUCUUCUGAAUGUCAAGUAGUUGUUUAUCUCUUUGACAUCUGAUGGGAGGGCGUUCCACAGGGUGGGAGCCACUACCGAGAAGGCCCUCUGCCUGGUUCCCUGUAGCUUUGCUUCUCGCAAUGAGGGAACUGCCAGAAGGCCCUCGGAGCUGGACCUCAGUGUCCGGGUAGAACGAUGGGGGAGGAGACGCUCCUUCGGGUAUACUGGGCCAAGGCCAUUUAGGGCUUUAAGGUCAACACCAACACUUUGAAUUGUGCUUGGAAACGUACUGGGAGCCAAUGUAGGUCUUUCAAGGCCGGUGUUAUGUGGUCUCGGCAGCCGCUCCCAGUCACCAGUCUGGCUGCCGCAUUCUGGAUUAGUUGUAGUUUCCGGGUCACCUUCAAAGGUAGCCCCACGUAGAGCGCAUUGCAGUAGUCCAAGCAGGAGAUGGAACAGAUGCCUAUUUAUACUUAGCCGAGUAGGCAGACACUGACUGUAGGUCAGAUCCUGCAAAACUCCAGUGCCACAAACCCCAAAGGAUGCAGUUUGUCCAUCACCCUUUCCAGGGGAAGGGCUCCUUUCUUGGGAGCUGCCCUCCCCACUGUCCACAAAUAGGCCUCUGGGCAUCUUUCUUGGUCCCGCUGGGCUCUGGGCCCCCUUUCUUCCUUGCCAGGGGUAAGAGGAAACCCUCCCGGCUGCAGCUUGAUUCUGGAAGUUGAGGGCAGGGGCUUACUCUAGAGGAGACCCACAGCAUAGCCAUCUUUCUUGCAGCACUUGUGCCAUUCCAUUAAAUAAAUCUGGUCGGCUUCAAAUCCAAAGUCAACAGCAAGAAGGCAAUCUGAACAUUAUAAACCUGAGAUGCAUCCUAUAGAAAUGCCCAAUAAGAACCUGUUGAGUCUAAACAGAUUUUAGGAGGAGCUCCUGCAGGGGUUCCUGGGCUUCAGGACAGGAGAGGUCCUGUCACCCACCCAUAAUAUCCCUCUUUCAAGUCCUCCUUAGUUUCCCAGCACUUUUUUAAAAAAGUUUUUUAUUCAAAAUUAAAGCAAGACAUAUUAUCCAGAAACAUAUCAUCCUUAUUUCCCCCCUUUUUUCCUCCCUCCCCCUCCCUCCCCCCACAGAACCCACCCACCCCCACCCCCACCCCCACCCGACUUCCUUCAGUUCCAGUCUUUGGUUUCUCUGAGAGUGCUGUUUUCUGCAUGUUACAAAGUUGUAUAGAUCCUCAAACUAUUUAGCUGAUCAUUAUCAAUAAAAAGUUUGUGAAUGUUUAUUCAAAACCUGCCAAGGAGUCCAGUUCACUUUGUUGCGUCUUCAGAUACUUUGUAAAGGGUUCCCAUUCAUCCUUCAAGUCACAGUUAUCCUUGUCCCGUAGCUUAUAUGUCAGUUUUGCCAGAUCUGCAUAGUCCAUCAAUUUUUCUUGCCAUGAUUCUUUAGUUGGGGUUUCUUCAGUCUUCCAUCCUUGUGCUAUGAGAACUCUUGCAGCCGUUGUUGCAUACAUGAAGAUGUUUUUCAACUUUUUUGGCAGGUCUUUCCCUACAAUCCCGACAAAAAUGCCUCAGGUUUUUAAACAAAUGUUAAAUGGAACAUUUUCUUCAAUUCAUUAUAUAUCAUUUCCCAAAAUUUUUGAAUUACAUUACAAUCCCACCACAUAUGAUAAAAUGUCCCUUCCUUUUCCUUACACUUCCAACAUAUAUUUGAACUAGUUUUGUACAUUCUGUACAUUUUCCCUACCUGCACUGGUGUUGUGUACCAUCUAUACAUCAUCUUCAUGUAAUUCUCCUUCAAUAGGGAACAAUCUGUAAAUUUUAAAUCAGUUUUCCAUAAUUUUCCCCAAUCUUCCAUCCUAAUGUUGUGACCUACAUCUUGUGCCCAUUCCCAGCACUUUUAAAACAAUGAUGAGGCCUAGAACCUUGAUCUAAAAGAAACUGGGACCUUAUUUCCCCUGCGGCUGCACAAGCCAUGAGCCCAGCUUUGAAGCCAAGUUUCUUCUGGUCAAAGCUGAGACUGGCCUGAGGGCACAGAGGUAGUUCAUGUUCUUUCUCGGUUGCUGCUCUCCCCUACCCCCUCCGAAAAGCUUCAUCCUGGAGAGUCCAGCAUAAACAGGGCCAUCUUUCCUCCUCUCCACAGGCGGAUGUUUCCCCAGUGCAAGAUCAAAGUUAUGGGCUUGAUCCCCUAUGCGAAGUAUCUCAUGCUGGUGGACUUUGUGCCAAUGGACAGCUUCAGGUACAAGGUAAAGGCUUUCCCCGGUUUCUGGGUGUGAUCCAGGCUCCUUCUAACUGGUUUAACAGAUUAAGGGUCCAGCAAUUAGGCAGAUUCCUUCUGAUAAAAGUGCUCUGGUGUGUAUUCCUCCUUUGCCAGUCUAAGGGUCCCCCAGUUGCUUUGGGCGGGUGUGCAGGCAAGCAAGGGCUGGUGGGGCCUGUAGUCCAAAAUAUCUGGAGGUCUCCAGGUUGACAAAGGCCGUUGUCUGACUGGAUUUGUUUUGUGGAGCAUUUUAGGCAUGUCUAUUGGGGUAGGGGGUGGGAUGCGGGUGGUGCUGUGGUCUAAACCACAGAGCCUCGGACUUGCCAAUCAGAAGGUCGGCGGUUCAAAUCCCCGUGUCGGGGUGAGCUCCCGUUGCUCGGUCCCAGCUCCUGCCAACCUAGCAGUUCGAAAGCACGUCAAAGUGCAAGUAGAUAAAUACUUCCGGCGGGAAGGUAAACAGCAUUUACGUGCGCUGCUCUGGUUCACCAGAAGAGACUUAGUCAUGCUGGCCACAUGACCUGGAAGCUGUACGCCGGCCCCCUCGGCCAAUAAAGCGAGAUGAGCGCCGCAACCCUAGAGUCUGUCACGACUGGACCUAAUAGUCAGGGUCCCUUUACCUUUAUUGGGGUAGGGGAAGCAGCAGUCAAAUGGAAACAUGUUGAUAAAAAUAGGUUGUGAGAAGGAAAUCUCCAUCAGGCUUCAGAUUACAGUGGUACCUCAGGUUACAGACACUUCAGUUUACAGACUCUGCUAACCCAAAAAUAGUACCUCGGGUUAAGAACUUUGCUUCAGGAUGAGAACAGAAAUUGUGCUCUGUUGGCGCGGCGGCAGCGGGAGGCCCCAUUAGCUAAAGUGGUGUCUCAGGUUAAGAACAGUUUCAGGUUAAGAACGGACCUCCAGAAUGAAUUAAGUUCUUAACCUGAGGUACCACUGUACUGGAAAGAAGAUUCCAGCUAAAGAACUUUCUGAAUUUUUAAGAACUUUCUGGUUUUCAAGCAGAGGUUGGGCCAUCUGUCAUGGAUGCUUUAGCUGAGAUUCCUGGACUAGAUGACCCAUGGGGUCCCUUCAAACUCUACAAUUCUAUGGGUCUAUCUUUGGGCUCCUGAGGGCUCAGGCCUGGAAAGGUUGAAGCAGCAGCAUCUGCAGCACCGGGAACCUGGACCUCAGCUGCUUGUUCAGCCGAACCGCUCUUCUUCCUCCAUGGGAGGGGGGUCCUCCAUGGCCAGCGGACCCCCACCCCACCCCCAAGCUCUUCAGGAUGAUCGUGGGAUCACUUCAGGAGUGAUCCCACAGUUCAAGCAGUGACCUGGGAAGUGAAUGUGGCGGGAAAUGCUGGGGAGGUCUGUUCAUCUUUUCUCUUCCUCAUCUCCCAGUGGAACAAGGACCAGUGGGAAGUUGCUGGGAAGGCGGAGCCGCAGCCUCCCUGUCGGACGUACGUCCACCCCGACUCCCCUGCCCUGGGCAGCCACUGGAUGAAAGAGCCCAUCUCCUUUCAGAAGCUCAAGCUGACCAACAACACCCUGGACCAGCAUGGCCACGUAUGUCAAGAGAGGGCUGGGGAGACGGGAGGGAGUUUGUGCAGCGAGACAUUAGGCGAAAUUGGAGGUGAGGGUAAGGAGAGGAGGGGGGAGGCCUGAGGCAGGUGAAAGCCCCUCAUUGGGGCUGCAAGAGAGUAGGGCAUGUCCGGGGAUAAUUCAGACUGAAAUUCCCAGGUGUCAAAAAAGGUUAUUGAUGUAUGCUACUACUGCGGCCCGUGUUUUGUUAGCCCAAAAAUGGAAAACGAGUGAGGUCCCAACUAAAGAAGAAUGGCAACUUAAGUUGACAGAAUAUGCACAACUUGCAGAUUUAACAUGUAGAGUAAGAGAGCAAGAGGAACAUACGGUUAGAAAAGAUUGGAAAACGUUUAUUGAAUAUAUGGGAAAUAACUGUGUACAGCUGAAAACGUUGGCAGUGUUAAGAUAGAUUCAACAGUGUAAAUAAGUUUUGAUGGAUGUAAUAAUGGAAUACUGAAUGGUAUAAUUUCUGUAAAAUAUGCAGGGGUUUAUGAUAUGUGAAACGAACCAUGGAAAGAGAAGGGAAGUGACUGAUAUCUUAAGGAUGUAAAAAUGAGUGCUUUAAAUUGUAAAACGGAAUAUUUAAUAAAAAUUAGAUUUAAAAAGUAGGGUGUGUUUGCCCCUCUGCUGCUGCUCUUAGGUGGAAUCUACAGACAUAAAAAAACGCUGUGAAAAUGCCUUAAUUGAAAAAAAAAUACAUUGAAUUUGGCAUAGCUCACUGUCGCCAUCUAGUGUCGCAUUUGUAUAUUGCACUUCACAACACAUUUAAAAUGUUUUAUUUGCCGCUGUACUUUAAUGGCACGUAAAAUCAGACCGGACAAGGAUUUGAUUUUGCCUUAAGCAAAGCUUCCUGGCUCCCCUUGCACAAAACUGCUCUCUCGUUCUCUCUCUCUCUGGGCCCCCCCACAAUUGCACGAUGGCAAGCCCCCCUUGACGUUCAGCUUCAGACACUGGCUGAGGUGCUCCCUUCCCACCGAAGGAGGCUUCCUGACUGCAUCACUUCCUCCGUGUCUCCCUCCAGGUCAUUCUCCACUCCAUGCAUCGCUAUAAGCCUCGCUUUCACGUCAUGCAGGCAGACAACCUCUUCAGCACCCACUGGAGCGCCUUCCAAACCUUCAGCUUCCCAGAGACAGUCUUCACCUCCGUCACGGCAUACCAGAACGAGAAGGUGGGCAGCAAAGGGUCAGCUGGGCCCUCUCCCUGAGCCUCUGCUACAAAAGCUGUGGAGGGCUGUGGCUGUUGCUGCUCGUGGACACAGCAGGGCUCCCCAAGUAUUAGGGGGCCUAUAUUCAAAACGGAGGGGAGUCUUCAACCUGGAGCAUGUUCUGCAGGACACCAGCCAGCCCUGAUCUCACGCAGCCCUUCCUGGCAGCACAUGUCCCCACAACACAUUUUGCACAGAGCAGCUGCCUUAAAAUCUCUGUAGACCCAGGGCCUAGUGGCCGUACAUACGGUGACAGCUCCCUGCAGGAUCCUCUUGCCUCUUGCUCUCUGAGCCAAGCUGCUGAAGGACAGGCACCCCACACAGGUGGGGAAGAGGGGGCACUCUGGCCUGCAAAGAGGGGCAAACUAGGCUGGGUUCUGCAGGUCUCUUGGGACUUUCUUGAAAUUUCUCUGCAAAGGUUGGGGAGAAGAAGAGGCAGCUCUCUGGUCCUCAACCAAGUUGGAAAGGCAAGAUCCCAAACGUGGGGCAGGGCAGGGCGAUAACAGAGAUGGGUGUUUGGUCUAACGCUAGACUCUUGUCUCUUUUUCCAGAUCACAAAACUCAAGAUCUACAACAAUCCAUUUGCUAAAGGCUUCCGAGAACACGGGAAGAACACCCGCAGGUGGGCCAAGGGCUGGCUUGGGUGCCUUCCUGGUGACAACAGCCGUCACCAGUGGAGAAUGGCCUGGUGGGUCGUAUCCUGCAUGUGUGGGUGGGUUUUUUUGGGGUGGGGGGUUCUGUCUCACAAUGGGAGACCUGUUGAAAUGCCAACUUUCAGGUAAAGGCAAAGGGACCCCUGACCAUUAGGUCUAGUUGUGGCCGACUAUGGGGUUGCGGCGCUCAUCUCGCCUUAUUGGCUGAAGGAGCCGGCGUACAGCUUGCGGGUCAUGUGGCCAGCAUGACUAAGCCGCUUCUGGCGAACCUGAGCAGCGCACAGAAACACAAUUUACCUUCCCGCCGGAGCAGUACCUAUUUAUCUACUUGCACUUUGACGUGCUUUCAAACUGCUAGGUUGGCAGGAGCAGGGACCGAGCAACGGGAGCUCACCCCAUCGCGGGGAUUCGAACCGCCAACCUUCUGAUCGGCAAGUCCUAGGCUAUGUGGUUUAACCCACGGGACCUGCCCUUUAAAACGCACAGUUGUGACUGUCCCUGCAUGACAAAGAAGAAGAUCUUACGCCAUUUUAAGGCAUCUGUGGCAAGCCCAGGGCCCUACCCUGCUCCUCAUCUAGCAGGGGUUUGGAAGGUCCAAUCUAGAGAGUUGCAAAACGCCUACCAUUGACUGCUCUUUCCUCAGAGAGGGAAAAGUUCAGAAAAACAGUUCAGCCAAAGGUCAGAAGAGGACAUUGAUGGAAGGACCCACACUUGGCGUGGAGGAACCAGGUAACAAACAACAACCCUGCCAGGUAUUGGGUAGAUGCAUCACCUGCCUUGAUUGCCCCCCCAAAACAAAACCCACAAACAGGGCACCCGGCAUUUGGCUGACUUUACCGAGAGCUUGGCAGGUUUUUAUGGGCCACAGUGAGGUGCAAAGAUGCAAUGUUUUCCUUCCUCAAAAUGUGAGCCGGUUCAUACACCGGCCUGCAUUCGCUACUACAGAUAAUUUAUUUCAACAGCAAAUGUAUUUGCAUUUGGAAAAAAAUUACAGUGGUACCUUGGUACUUGAAUGCCCUGGCUCCCAAACAAAUUGGCUCCAGAACGUCGCAAACCCAGAAGUAAGUGCUCCAGUUUGCAAAAGUUUUUCAAAAGCCAAACAUCUGACGCGGCUUUCGCUUAAGUGCAGGAAGCUCCUGCAGGCAAUCGGAAGCCGUGCCUCAGUUUUUGAACGUUUUUGGGAGUCGAAAGGGCUCCCGGCACAGAUUAAGUUUGAGAACCAAAGUACCACUGUACAGCUGAUCAUGCAGAUGGCGGAACCAAAAGGCUGCUCAGAAACCCCUGCAAUGUGCUGUCAUCCAUUCUAUAUCUGGCUCCCCAUUUCCAAAGCAUGCUACAGGUGUGCUGGAGGCUGGAGAUGGAGCAAUGGGCAGAAAAGGAACCACUAGUGACUUAACAGGACUUACUUUUCAAAAACCAAACUGGUUCUGCUUUCUUUCUAGUAGCUACAGGUAGAAAUAAUUCAAUGGCAGACCCAUCCAUGCUCUGCUCUUCCCCACCCCUAAAAAUAAAAAAUACACAGCUUGUAUAAGUUAUGCAGACUGUCUCGCCAGAGUGGUGCAUGCUCUAGUUAUCUCCCACUUGGACUACUGCAAUGCGCUCUAUGAGGGGCUACCUUUGAAGGUGACCCGGAAACUACAACUAAUCCAGAAUGCAGCAGCUAGACUGGUGACUGGGAGCGGCCACCAAGACCAUAUAACACCUGUCUUGAAAGACCUACACUGGCUCCCAGUACGUUUCCGAGCCCAAUUCAAAGUAUUGGUGCUGACCUUUAAAGCCCUAAACGGCCUCGGCCCAGUAUACCUGAAGGAGCGUCUCCACCCCCGGACACCGGGGUCUAGCUCCAAGGGCUUUCUGGUGGUUCCCUCACUGCGAGAAGUGAGGUUACAAGGAACCAGGCAGAGGGCCUUCUUGGUGGUGGCGCCCGCCCUGUGGAACGCCCUCCCACCAGAUGUCAAAGAGAAAAACAACUACCAGAUUUUUAGAAGACAUCUGAAGGCAGCCCUGUUUAGGGAAGCUUUUACCGUAUUUUUUGCUCCAUAGGGCGCACCUGACCAUAGGGCGCACCUAGUUUUCAGAGGGGGAAAUCAAGGAAAAAAAUAUGAUUUCUCCCCCCCCCCCCCCAGCUCUGGGAGCAGCGGACAGGCUGCGCGCAGCCUGUGCGCUUCUCACAAACCUUCUCCCUGCUUUUGCAGGAGGUGGGGGAAUUCCCCCAUCUCCCGCAAAAGCCCACAGGAGCCGCGCACCCUUUAAGGAGUGCACGGCUCCUGCGGGCUUUUCUACGAGGAGGGAGAAGGGACUGACACGGCCUGUGGGCUUUUCUACAAGGUGGGAGAAGGGACUGAUGUGGCCAGUCAGUCCCUUCUCCCUCCUAGGGAAAAGCCCGCAAGAGCCGCACGGAGCUUGUGUGCAGCUCUUGGGGGCUUUUCCCGCCUGCCUCCCCCUGCAUUCGCUCCAUAAGACGCACACACAUUUCCCCUUGCUUUUUAGGAGGGAAAAAGUGCGUCCUAUAGAGCGAAAAAUACGGUAAUGUUUAAUAGGUUAUUAUAUUUUAAUAUUCUGUUGGAUGCCCCCCAGAGUGGCUGGAGAAAACCAGCCAGAUGGGCGGGGUAUAAAUACAUUAUUAUUAUUAUUAUUAGCCAGUAUUUAUUCACUUUCUUAUUUUGUAGAAUUCCUCUGAGUGUGUUAAAUUAGGAAGAGCUGCCACCCAAUCAACACAAGCCAUCUUGUUUGGCCCUCAAGCAUCCCAUUAGCCAUUUUGGUGUGAUUGGCUUAAAAAAAAAGUCUGGGGACCCGAUCUAGAUGGCGGGGGGGGGGCCUUUAAUUAUUUGCCCCCUGCAGUCAUUCCAGUCCAGAUUGGGGUCCUUGAACUGGCACUGGAAAGAAAAGCUCCCAAUGGAGGAACUUCUCCCCCACAGCAAACAGCAGGUGAGCACACACACCUCUACAACAUCUGGAUUAGGCCACACAGCAAAGACCUAAAUCCCCCAACUCCAUGCCAGAGUUUGAGUUUCAGUCACCCCCUGCCCACCGCAUGUCAGUCAUGCAGUUGCCAAGUACUCAAUGGCCAGACACACAAGCUCAGAAUAUUUGCAAACGCUAAUUUAUAUGCAGAUGCAGCUGAACACAAUGGGUGGGCUGCAUGUCUCUGCCUCAACAGCUCUAUGAGAGCAAAGCCAAAAAUGAGGGGAGGGAGGGGAGAUCUGGGGUCUGCCAUAAAAGAUUUAUCCCCCUGGCUAAUGGCAUGAUGGGCACCUUGCCUGGCUUCUGGUUUAUGCCAGCAAGCACCACCCUCCCGUCCAUAGGCAGCUCUCGGCAGCUCUGAGGCCUCCUCAGGUGAGCCCAUGACUCUUCAAGCAGCCUCCACACAGGUGCUGUGUUCAGGUGUAGGCAUCAGACCAGGUAGACGAGGCGGCUUGCAGGUUUUUCUGCUGGGAGAUGGACCUGGUAGAGGAAGAUCUUGACUGUUGGUUUUCUCUGUGUGUCAGAUCUUACGAGGCAUGAAAACAUGGAGGUGAAGGAGGAGAGCUAUGCCAUUCCAGUCGGCAACGGCAGCUACCCCAUCUGGGUCUCGGAGCACAACAGCCACCCUUCCUCCUCUGUCCCUGCAGAGGCUCUGUCUCAGGGGGUGGAGGAGAGUGCAAGGACCACCCAAGAAGAGCAAGUGCCAACACCUCCCCCGCCUCCCUCUUCCUCCUUACAAGCAUACAGGUGAGAGUGGGCUGGGGAGUAGCAUCACUUUGUAGACACUCCUGCCAUAAUGGCCCAUCAGGAUUGUCUCUGUUCCAAGGGGGUGGCUCUUACUGGGUCCCAGAAGCUCAGGCAAGGGCUCUUUAUACUAUUCCACUGAGCAGAUUUGAUUUUCUUCUCUGUGCUUCAAACACACCUGAAACCUUUUUAUGUACCGUAAGAAUGAAAUUUGUAAGCCGCCUUGCUGGGGCGGUGAGAGCCAAAAGGCAGCAGAGAUAUAUUUCUAUAAAUACAGAAACACAGUCAGGGCAAGAGGCAAACACUUUCCCACGAGAUUCCCCUCCGCUGGUGUUCAUUUCCGUUAGCAGUGAACGAAUGAGGAAGCAAUUCCAAAUGUAAAAGCUUUUAAUGGCUGAUUUGGCUGGUUUCCAUGUGGAAAGACGGCCGACAAUGCACAGUGGGUGGUUAGAUGGACGGAUGGGGUGCUGCCCUUGUGGAGUUAAGAGGUUUCUUGGGUGGCAUGACAAGGGACCAAAGCCCCAGGUCACAUUUUUACGCUUUCUCAGAAGAUGCCCACCUGCAGAGACUGCUACCAGGACCCCUGAAAGGUCCUGCUUCUUGAGGUGGGCUCUGCCUUGUUUCCAUCUUCUUCUUGGCUUCUCUUUUAGGUUUCACGAGGCUGGCGAAGGCUCCUUUUCGGGGGCCCUCCGCGACAGAGUAUCUCUCAGUGAAUUCCGAGCCAGACCCCCGCAGCUGGACUUUGCCCCAGUUCCUGAGCAAGACCCCAAACUAGCAGACGGCGGCUUCGCCACCAAUCUCCCCCCACUUCCUGCUACUCUCCCUCCGCAGGACUACUCUGGGAUGGUGGCCAUGGCUGUUGACCCUGCAGGAAAAGCAGGAUCUCGGAGGCCCAUGUACAGCCCCUACACCCCUGACCAAAGCUUCAGCCAGUGGGUGGUUCCUCCACCGACACCCUACCGCCCUAUGAGCUACUCUGGGUUUCCUACAGACUACAGUACGCAGGGGCCCUCAGGCCACCCCCCAGGCACCAUGGCAGACUGGACCCAAUAUUCCUUGUUCCCCUAUGCCUGCUGGUAGAGGGCUAGGAGGAUGACUUGAGGGUAGGGGAGACUUUGUGAGAUCUGCCUUAUACAUUUUGCAAAGAAAGGCUUCUUACCCUUCUCCCCUUUGCAUUUCUCCACCAAAGAGCAGCCAUUCUAAACCCUGGAAAGCUUGUUUGGAGCAUGUGUCAAGACGCUGGCUUGAAAAUUGGGACAGUUGCCAAGACAUACAUCUCCACAUCCACUCCUGCCACCCCAAUCUCCUUCAAUAAAAUGGCAGAAUGUUUCAUUGGUUUUUGAAGCCCAUACACGCCCACACACACACACGAAGAAAGUGCUCUGGGCAGAUCUUUUACCCUUUUCCACCUGACAAGGAAGAGACAGAGCUACCUACAAAGGCACAAAUAUCCAGCAAGAGAAAGGAGGCCUUAUGGAAAAGCUGAAAGGCCUCUAAUCUGUUUGCUGCAGGUAAAACAAUAAAAGCGCCCCCUUUCUCUCUUGUACCCUGCCCCAAAUCCUAGGAUGGGACAACUCUGUUAGGGCAUGGAUCACUGCUAGAGCUGUGAAUACUCCCUACCACUUCUCAGUUCCAGGAGUCCAGGAGCU
Messenger RNA from Podarcis lilfordi (Lilford's wall lizard), 19939 nucleotides. The record is from the annotation of a GenBank genome assembly. NCBI's taxonomy places the organism in Eukaryota, Metazoa, Chordata, Lepidosauria, Squamata, Lacertidae.